AUGCGGCUCGAAUCGUCUCUGAUCAACCCAGAAGCCCACCCCUCGAACAUCCGACUCGCUGACGAAGAAUUCCCCGAAUACAUCAACAAGCUGCAUCUGCCCAGUCUGUCUCGGCAACAUAGCAACCCCAGGGCUGAGGAACCGCCGACAGAAGACAAGUACCCUCUCUCUCAAAUCGCCCAUGUGCUGCCGAAAAUCGUCAUUCCCCACCACGGCAUCAUUGUGCUCAACGAAGAGCUCUUGUAA
Molecule: messenger RNA, 246 nt
Organism: Colletotrichum chrysophilum
Lineage: Eukaryota; Fungi; Ascomycota; Sordariomycetes; Glomerellales; Glomerellaceae
Exons: 1
Coding region: 1-246 (81 amino acids)
Source: RefSeq, a predicted model, not a curated record